AUGUGGUGCGGAUCAGAGAUGUGGUGCGGAUCAGGCAGCCGGUGCGCUAGGGUUAGCGGCGUGUUAGGCAAACGGCGUGUAGUGUCUGUGGUGUUUGUGUCCCCGAGAUUCCCACCGGACCCGAAGACACCGCCGGCUGUACCACAGCCUCCAUCGCACGGCUAUCACACGUUUGACAGCAAAAAGUCUCAAAAGACGGUUAAGAAGGAGAAGGACAUCAACAGUGCCAACAAGUUUGUCAAACAGCUAUCGUUAGCGCUUCGGUACUUCCAGGAUGUGGUCGAGAAGGACAAGUUGGAGCAGUUGUCCGGUUCGGUCACCAUUAUAUUGGAGAUUGUCUUAACCGGCUAUUCAGAGCUCAAGGCAUAUCUCAUCAAUAAUGAGCAAAGUUCACAAAUCGUUUCGGCGACGAAUCAGGUCUACCAGUGUUUGGCUGAACUGAUCCGAUGGUCGGACACUGUUUUGCUCAAAAACGACAAAUCUGUAGACAAACAAACGGUCACUGAUAUAGCGAAGAAUGUCUACGAAUCUGUUAAUGUCUACCAGUGUUUGGCUGAACUGAUCCGAUGGUCGGACACUGUUUUGCUCAAAAACGACAAAUCUGUAGACAAACAAACGGUCACUGAUAUAGCGAAGAAUGUCUACGAAUCUGUUAAUAGUCUCGUCCAGUUGUGUAUCGAUCGCUACAAUAGCAGAGAAAAUGCUGUCAAGAAUAACGAGGAGAGAACGUCAGCGCCAACCGGCGGGUCGUCGGCCGGACUGUCCACUCAAACGUUGGGCCGACCGACCAAAAAGCCGGCGCCCAUUUCACUGGCGCUGUUGAACUCGUCGUCGGCGCACAGAUCGUCGCUCCCGGAGAUACCACUCUCUCCGCGCGAGAAGGAGAUCCUCGAGACGACAAACUUUCCGACUCCACCACCCGUUCCCUUCCGGAGCGGUCAUAUCGAUCGCCUAAAUCACUCGCUAUCGUCGGACAAUGUCCUCAAUUCCUCGUCUCUCGGCGAUGUCUUUGACGGUCCCAUUCAAGCGCCACCAAAGCCUCCGUUACCCGUCGGCGUCGACGGUCUGCCUCUCUCUGUGUCCAAUAUAGUGGAGAGCGGCGUCGAAGACCGCUCGGCUGCCCGCCCGCCACCGCUUCCGCCCAAAAGGUUUCCGCGUUCAGAGAAAGUACUAUUCUCUCAGUCAGCUCAGCAGUCGUUUGACUGGUCCCAAACGUGUCAGUCAUCUAACUGUACGUCAAACUGCAAUAGCGUCGACUCGUGUCUCAAUUACUCCGGUCUCAGCCACUUGUCGGCCGACGAUCUCCUAUCGAUGUCUCGAAGCGACGCUAACUCCGACUGCCGGGGCUUUCGGUCGCAACUGAACUCAUAUAAUACUAACUCGUCGUCCGAUGAGAACAGAAGCACCACUUCUUCAUACAAUUUCAGUCGUUUUGAGUACAAGACGACGACUCGUGUGUCACAAACGACUACACAAAGCAUUCAUUCGUCAAACAAUCAGUCGAAAGAGAGUCUCGCCUUUUCGUUGAGUUCUCCGCCCUUUCAUUCCCAUCGAAUCGAUUCACUCAUUGACAAAAUGAGAUCCUUUCGGACGUCCGGUGGCGGCGAAGACACUGUCGACGGCGUUGUAGUGCCGCCCGAAUUACCCGUCAAAAUGAGAUCCAAACUGAGUCUCUCUAACAUUCACAACAUAUUGGACUCCAAACCCAUGCGUCCCGUCUCUGAAUACGACAAUCUCGUCGGAACUCCCGAUUCUAGUCAUCAUUGCGGUCACCAAUUGAUCCAUCGGUUGCCCAAUAAUACGAAUAACAAUAAUAAUAACAAUGAGACAAACUUUCAAUACUCGCUUCAAACGCAUACCUCGUGUCCGCACUCGACGUCAUGUCCUCACUUCAUGAACAACGCGCCGACACUAGAGGUCAGCGAUUGUUGCAACGACUUGGAGAACAGACCGCCGCCACUGCCGCCCAAGAGGCGCAAUAUCAUGGCUUACAUGGAAAUGGUUGACAGCUAUAACGGUCCCGAAAGUGCCGAGUUUUACCGCAACUCAAUGGCCACUUACGCCUCCAUCGAAAACCAAUGGCACGCCGUCGAGAAGACAUUCUUCCAGCAGAGAUCCAUUACCACUAGUUUUGUCUCCGGCUCUUCCGACGAUUCCGUCUUCUCGUUCGAGUCCGAGACCUCUUCAACGCCUCCGCCAUCACUGCCUCCCAAGAAGAAGAAGUCUCUGUUGACGACCGCCUCAUCAACGCUGACGACGACACCCAAACUCGAAGAAUUGCCGGAAUUGAUGCCCCGGACGAGCACUCCGGUCAGUCUCGUGCCCUCCUCUGACAGUGGGAUCAGCUCUCAGCCAGAGUUGACUCGCGUUGAAAUCGAAGAGCCAGAAGAGCUGACAGCACUCGACGAGACCGAUGUUUCCGCAUAUAUUGUACUAAAGGUGGCCACCGAUGACGGGCCGGACAUUAGGGGCGGAACUGUUGACGGAUUGAUAGUGAAGGCGACCGAAGUGUCCAAAAAC
Messenger RNA from Medioppia subpectinata, 2520 nucleotides. NCBI's taxonomy places the organism in Eukaryota, Metazoa, Arthropoda, Arachnida, Sarcoptiformes, Oppiidae. The record is from the annotation of a GenBank genome assembly.